UUGUAGCAAGCAAUCGCUCAGCGCUCUAUUCGCUAUUCAAAAUGGCGACCGUGUGGCGUUCACAGUGCGCGUUUGCACGAAUUUUUGUUGGAAAAACCGGGUUGAUCCUGAACAACACUGCUGAUUUGGGUACAAAAGUCGCCCCGAAGUUUAUAUCGGUACAAACAUCAAAUAGAAAUUAUUCAAAUUAUGCUCAUUCUCCAUUUGUGGAAAAAAUUAAAGAACAAUAUGAUUACGAGAUAGUAAAAAACCCACCCGAAUGGAAAUACGUAGAAAGGCUUAUGCCUUUUGAAAGCAUUCCCAAAGUGACGCCUAAGGAGUCGUAUCCUUCGGGAUGGAUCCCACCAAAAGAAGAAGCUAACAAUUUACCAUUCUUUAUUCAAAGAACGAAAAACCAUGAACUUCCCAUCUACUUAGGUAUAACUUAUAGAGGGAUGCGAAAAAUAUCAAAAAUAAAAAAAAUUGAAGGUGAUAUUUGGUUAAUGAAUGAUGAAAUUAAAGAUUAUCUGAAGAAGAGAUAUAAUAGAUAUGUUGAAACAAGAGUUCAUGAAUUAGGCAAAUUUAUUGAAGUUAAGGGUGACUUUGUUAACGCUUUAUCAGAAUGGGCGUAUUCAAAAGGAUUUUAAAGUAGUUCGAUAGUAAAAUAAAAAUUGUAGAUGAA
Molecule: messenger RNA, 661 nt
Organism: Colias croceus (clouded yellow)
Lineage: Eukaryota; Metazoa; Arthropoda; Insecta; Lepidoptera; Pieridae
Gene: mRpL49
Product: probable 39S ribosomal protein L49, mitochondrial
Exons: 2
Coding region: 42-626 (194 amino acids)
Biological process (GO): translation
Cellular component (GO): ribosome; mitochondrial large ribosomal subunit
Molecular function (GO): structural constituent of ribosome
Source: RefSeq, a predicted model, not a curated record